UCGCAAUUUGAUGGAUCGAAGUUGCUUACAGAGUACUCUAUACGACGGCCGUUAACCUUAUCUCAUGGUAACGUUAUUACCGAGGAAGGCGCGUGUAAAUCGAAAGUUGCCAGCCCCCGGAUCCGCCGGUUGACUGCGAGCUUCUCGCGCAAGAUGUGGCGGAGCAUGCAGCAUGAUGCAGGUAUCACAGCGGUCCUCUGAAACGCCGCUCGACGACUCAAACUGGCGAACAGUUAUACAAGAGAACGCAUCUGUCUUGGCAGCGCCUUUGAGCAACUCGGCCCAUCAUUCAUCAAUAUUACACUCAUCACCUUCUUCUUUGUCGGACACCAGGUUUUUACCCACCAUGUCAACCCAAACCCAACCUCAAUCUCAACAACAAGAACCGCUCACCUUCCCCUCCCACCAUGCCGCCCUUAUCCAACCCUACCUACCCCCGGUCGCUUCCUCUUCCUCCUCCGGCUCCUCCUCGGGAAUCACUCCAUUCCCGCACGUAACCCUCACCUACGCCCACUCCCUCGACGCGGCUUUGUCCCUCGCGCCAGGCGUCCGCACGGCCCUCUCGGGAUCUCAGUCCAAAGCCAUGACGCACUUCCUGCGCGCCCACCACGACGGGAUCCUCAUCGGCGCCGGGACGGCCGUGGCCGACGAUCCGGGCCUGAAUUCACGGCUUGUCUUUCUCGAGGACGACAACACGGAGGUGUCAUUAGCCGCAAGACAGCCGCGGCCGGUGGUGCUGGAUCCGCGGGCGCGGUGGGAGGUGCAUGAGGGGAGUAAGGUUGUGGUGCUGGCAAGAGAGCAGAGAGGGUUGGGGCCGUGGGUUUUGGUUAAUUCUGGGACGGUGGUGGACGAGGGGAGGAGGAAGGUUCUGGAGGCGGUUGGGGGGAGGUAUAUUCCACUGGAGGCGAGGAGGGAGGGGGAAAGGUUUGAGUGGGAGGAUGUGCUGCGGGCGUUGAAGAGGGAGGGGUUGGGGAGUGUCAUGAUUGAGGGUGGCGGGGACGUGAUUAACUCGCUGCUGGCGCCGCCCGUGAAUCGGUUUGUUGAUUCGGUGAUUGUGACUAUUGCGCCCACAUGGCUUGGUCAAGGAGGUGUGGUGGUGUCGCCCCCGAGGACCGCUGGUGAGAACGGGAAGCCGGCGCCGCCGGUGAGGCUGACGGACGUGACGUGGUGCCCGUUGGGGGAGGAUGUGGUGUUGUGCGGGAGGGUUUCAAGAUGAACGGCAGGUGUCAUCUUCCGUUCCUCUAAGAGCA
Molecule: messenger RNA, 1250 nt
Organism: Parathielavia appendiculata
Lineage: Eukaryota; Fungi; Ascomycota; Sordariomycetes; Sordariales; Chaetomiaceae
Exons: 2
Coding region: 173-1216 (347 amino acids)
Biological process (GO): riboflavin biosynthetic process
Molecular function (GO): 5-amino-6-(5-phosphoribosylamino)uracil reductase activity
Source: RefSeq, a predicted model, not a curated record